AGGGGUUCAGCAAGUAGUGAUUGGAGUGAAGCAGGUUUAAACUUUUAAGAGGCGAAUAUAAGCGGUGAGUGGUUGGAUCAAGCGGUGCAAGUGGAAAUGAAAAAACCUGCAAAACAAAACACGCAUGGUUGUUUUUUUUUUCUUUUUUCCUUAAAUAAUAACGUGCAAAAGCGGCCAAAUGAAGUUAAGUUUUGAUUUGGAGCUAGGACUAAAAUCCCAGUUUGAGCAGCAGUGAUUUGGUGGGAGGAGCAGCUGCGGACGGCCCGGCUGAUCCUGCCUCAUGCCCGGGGGAGGGGACGCCUCGUCCGGAUACGUGGUGGGACUUGAGGCGGUCCUAGAGAGCCGCGCACCAGCGAACCUUCUGGGAUCUUCUAAAAGCCAAGGCUGACACUUAAAAAAACAUGGCCCCCUAUUCGGCUCCGUCUCGCCUCCUCUGCGCCUUGUCAGUGGCACUUCUCCUCUCCGAGGUGCACGCUCAGUAUGAAAAGUACAGCUUCAGGAGUUUCCCCAGACACGAGCUGAUGCCGCUGGAGUCCGCGUACAAGUACGCGCUGGACCAGUACACCGGGGAGAAGUGGAAGGAGACGGUGGACUACAUGGAGGUGUCGCUGCGCCUCUACCGGCUGCUGCGGGACAGCGAGGCCUUCUGCAACCUCAACUGCAGCUCCGUCAGGCUCGACGACGAGCGCAAGUUUGAGGAGUUUCCAGAGCUGCGCGCUUUCGGGAACGUGAUGAAGAGGGCGCAGUGUCUGAAGCGCUGCAAGCAGGGGCUGCCCGCGUUCAGGCAGACGCUGCCCAGCAGGGACACCGUGGACGAGUUCGAGCGCAGGGAGCCCUACAGAUACCUGCAGUACGCAUACUUCAAAUCUAACAACCUGGGUAAGGCUGUGUCUGCUGCUCACACGUUCCUGCUGAAGCACCCAGACGAUGUGAUGAUGAAGAGGAACAUGGACUACUACAAGAGUCUGCCUGGAGCAGAGGAACACCUCAAAGACCUGGAGACCAAGUCUUAUGAGACUUUGUUCGUACGUGCGGUGAGGGCAUACAACGGCGACAACUUCCGUACGUCGGUGUCAGACAUGGAACUAGCCCUGAGGGACUUCUUCAAGGUCUACGAUGAGUGUCUGGCUGCGUCUGAGGGCCCAAGAGAUGUCAAAGACUUUAAGGACUUCUACCCCUCCAUAGCUGAUCAUUACAUCGAGGUCCUUGAGAGGAAGGUGACCUGUGAAAGCGACCUGACACCUGUUGUCGGGGGUUUCGUCGUUGAGAAGUUCGUGGCCACCAUGUACCACUAUCUGCAGUUUGCCUAUUACAAAUUGAAUGACCUGAAAAACGCAGUCCCGUGUGCUACAAGCUACAUGCUGUUUGACCCCAGCGAUGACGUCAUGAAGAACAACGUGGCCUAUUACAAGUACCACAAAAGCCAGUGGGACCUAACAGACGAGGACUUCCUCCCUAGACCGGAGGCGGUGCGGUAUCACAAUCAGACCACCAUGCAGCUACAAAUGCUGGACUUCUCAAAGCUACGUCUGAUGAGCGACGACGAGGGGGAGGUGGUGGAGUUUAUAGACGAGUUCCUGGACGAGGAUGAAUAGCCCACGGCGGAGAACACUGAAACACAAUUGGCAAAACACUCCAGAGUUUGUAUUUAUUGGGAUAAUAAAUCUUUAACCUUCA
Messenger RNA from Cololabis saira (Pacific saury), 1677 nucleotides. RefSeq names its product cartilage associated protein (gene crtap). Gene Ontology annotation, molecular function: collagen binding; protein binding. The coding region runs from base 402 to 1595 and encodes 397 amino acids. Lineage: Eukaryota; Metazoa; Chordata; Actinopteri; Beloniformes; Belonidae. The record is from RefSeq and is a predicted model, not a curated record. Gene Ontology annotation, cellular component: endoplasmic reticulum. The transcript is spliced from 7 exons. Gene Ontology annotation, biological process: collagen fibril organization; peptidyl-proline hydroxylation to 3-hydroxy-L-proline.